This is a messenger RNA of Dendroctonus ponderosae (mountain pine beetle), 2831 nucleotides long. RefSeq names its product major facilitator superfamily domain-containing protein 6. The coding region runs from base 271 to 2058 and encodes 595 amino acids. Lineage: Eukaryota; Metazoa; Arthropoda; Insecta; Coleoptera; Curculionidae. The transcript is spliced from 9 exons. Gene Ontology annotation, cellular component: membrane. The record is from RefSeq and is a predicted model, not a curated record.
GUAAUGCGAUACUGGAGGGGAUACGAGCAAUUUCAUUUGUCAGCGAGCAAAUUUGUCAAAAUUUGCAUUUUUUGUCAAGUUCCUGCAUAACAACUUACAGGGUAUUGAGGCCUCACACUCUAAAGUAAACAUACAAUAAUGUGGAUUUUCUGAAAAGCUCCAAGGCCUGUCCAGUCGCGUUGUUUUGUUUGCGAAAAUUCCACAUCGUCAAUUUGUAGGUUAAGUUUUUCGGGACAGUUUUUUUUCCGGUGUUUUAACGCGUUUUUACCCAUGAAGAUGAAAUUCGAAGUGAACAAGCAGUUGGUGCCUAUGAAAGCCCAUUAUUUUUUAUUUAAUGCAGGAACGGGCCCAAUAGUGCCAUUCCUUUCCGUAUAUGCCAGACAGCUGGGUUUUUCCAGCGUGGUGGUCGGGCUAAUUUACACAAUUCUACCAGUGUCUGGCAUGAUAGCAAAGCCGACAUUUGGAGCCAUUUCCGACCGAUUCCAUUGCCAGAAAAAGAUUUUUCUCAUCGCUCAGCUUUUAACGGCAGUCGCCUUUUUGGCCAUCUACUUCUCCCCGAAAAUUACCAUGGAAAACCAUGUGGAGUUUAAUUGUAACAGCAGCACGGCAGCCGUUUUUCUCAACACUGAAGGCGUUAACUCUGAACAAUUAACGCUGAUCCAGGACAAGAACAGCACCUUUAAUUGCGAGCUCACUUGUCCACUCACCGCUGAAGAUCUGGAGGUUUUGUGCACUGAUUGGAAAUUGUCCAGAUUUUGUGGGGACGCCACCUUUGAGCUCCAGAAUGGAGUCACUUUUUCCACCCUAGUGGUUCUAAUCAACGAAGUUCUGGGCAAAAGCGCAGCCGGAAGGUAUGCACGAGACGCUUCUUCCUCGGAUUAUAUGGCCUUUCAAAUUAUCAAUGUGACUCAAGAUGAGAGCAUUUCAAACCCUUCCUGCCCUACUGCAAACAUUAACAGUACCUGCAAUGUGACAUGCGAGGAUAAUGAUGUUAAUGCAUUGUUUGUUACUAACGAGAUCGCUGAUGAUAUAGCGUAUGGAAGCUACCAAUUUUGGGUGUUUUUGGCGUUAAUGAUAACCGCAUGGGUGGGACAAGCCGUUACAGUGAGCAUUGGAGAUGCGAUUUGCUUUGCCAUGUUAGGCGACAAACCGAACAGAUAUGGCUACCAGAGGAUGUUCGGCGCCUUGGGAUGGGGUCUGCUUUCUUUAAUAGCUGGCGUGCUUGUUGAUGUGAUGAGUGAGGAUAAAAAUCAACCCAACUAUUCUAUUUGCUUUUAUCUGGCAGCCGUUAUUCUGGUUCUGGAUUUCAUUGUGUCCAGCAGAUUGCAGUACACCCAAACGAAGCUGUCGACAAACAUCUUCAGAGACAUCGGCAAGCUGCUGUUGAACGUCCGAAUUUUGGUGUUUUUGCUCUGGUGCAUCUGUGUGGGAAUGUGCACAGGUUUAAUGUGGAACUUCCUCUUGUGGCUCGUUCAAGACUUGGGGCAAGCGCGAGGAGAGACGAGAAUCCAAACCCUACAGGGCAUCAUUAUGGGAGUGCAGUGCUUGGGGGGCGAGCUUCCAUUUUUCUUCCUCUCCGGCAAAAUUUUGAAGAAAAUGGGGCAUAUCAGCGCCAUGUCGCUGGUGCUGUUUGCCUUGGGGGUUCGAUUCGUAUUAUAUUCUGUGAUCGAGAACCCCUGGUACUUCAUACCCAUUGAGUUCAGCAAUGGGCUGACUUUCGGACUGUUUUACGCCUGUAUGGCUUCGUAUGCUAGUAUUAUAGCGCCUCUAGGAACGGAAGCUACCAUGCAGGGUUUAGUUGGAGCAGUUUUUGAGGGUGUUGGAGUGUCGCUGGGCAGUUUAUUGGCUGGAAUAACUCUUUCGAAAGUUUCCGGCUCGCUGGCUUUCCGCUACUUUGGAUUUGGCGCCUUAGGGGCCUGUUUUGUCCACAUAAGCGCCCAAUAUCUACUGAGAAGGAAAGAUUCCUUACCGGUGGUGGUUCGAAAACCUUCAUUGGAAAAAGUGCGGCUUGAUGACCAGCAAGAACUGACCUCAUUCGACCCGCUGAUACCCAGAUAGCGACGUUGUGUCAAGUAGGUUCUAGUCAAUUUUUCUAGAAUAGUCGUCACUCGUAGAACUCGAAUUUUAUAACGAAAAAUCCAUUUCAAAACGUACAUAAAGUUUCUGUUUGGCAAAGAAUCAGAGCUCGUUGUCGAUUGUGUUGUUUUGUAGCUUAUUUAUUUUUUUCCAAUUUAUAUCAUUAUCUAAAUUGGUUGUUGAUAAAAAGAUUACUUUCAAUGGGGUUAUAAGAUAAUUGAGUGUGUAAGCAAGUACUUAGAUUACAACAAAAGAAAGCAUCGAGUUUUAUCUUUGCUUACUUAGGGUUCAUUUUUAUUGCACUAAAUAGUACUUUUUCUUUGCUUUUAUUGUAGCAAUGUCUAUUGUGAUUAGGAUUAGGAAUUAUUAAAAGACAAGCGUGUAGUGUAGUUUAUUAAGCCGAGACUGAGAAGUACUUAUAUUGACGAGACUGGUUCUUCGUUAACUUGAGGCUGAUUACCUCGAUUUCUCUCUGGAAUUAAUUAUUUAUUUAUUUCUUAAAAUGUUUCCUAUAAAGGUCGUCGUUUUGCCAGUUUCACUAGUUGAAUACAAAACAUCGAUCUUUACUCGCAGUAGCUUCCUUAGGCUGAAACAGGGUCCUUAGAUUAGGUGAACAUACAUUAAGCCUAAUUAGGCAGCGAUUGCCUGAAAAGUGAUAUUUGUUGAAUUUUAGUUAUCUAAAUUAUCGAUUUAUUUAUUUGAAACAGACAUAUUUUAGACAUUUUUGCAGCAAAAUAUGAAGAUACGUACAGAAA